AUGAAAGAGAAAAGUGGAGAGAGAAAUGUAGGUUUAAACCCAGAGAAGGCAGAAAUGCCGGCCAACCGGAGGCGUCAUUGUUUUAGGAGAACAAGACUUUUCUGUGCCUUUCACUGAGUAACCAUAGCAACAGGUAAACAAAAAAACAAGUUUUAAUGCAGAGGAGAGAAAAUGUCUGAGCAAGAAAAAGAGGGAGCAGAGGAGGAGAACAAGGUGGUUUUCAUAGAGGAGGAGGCUGCCGGACAAAUACCUGUGUCAACAUGUGUCAGUGCACCAGAUACGGUGGACGAGUAUCUGAGAAACUUCCUGCGUAAGGUUGGUCUCACUCGGACCUUGAAGAGCUUUGACUCGGAGUGGUACAGUGCCGCACUACAAACUGUCAGAGAAGAGCUGAAGACAGAGGCACCAGCGACAGGCGCCUUCAUCUCUGGAGCUCCCUGCAGGAGGUCCUGUCUCCUGGACAAACUGGAGAAGGUCCAGAGAGAGACCAACCAACUGCGGAGGGAGGUGCUGAUGGCACCGGAGAACCUGGUGAGGCUGCAGAGGGAGACAUUUUUCCACCAGCAGCAGUGCCAGAGGACGACGAAGGAGAAAACUAGGCUGGAGGAGGAGAUCAAACAGCUGGAGAAACAGCUGGAGUACCACGAGCAAACGCUGGCUGACCUUGAAAAGAAACACGCAGCGUCAUUAAGGCAGAAAGCGCUCAUCCGUUUGGAGAAGGAUCGAACCUCGUGCACGAGGCGCUGUAAGGAAGUCAAGAAGGAGACCAGUGUGAAGCGCGACAGCGUCGACAAAACAUCAGCAAAGGACUCAAGAGCUCAGCAGACCAGGACUCAGCAGGUCAUGCCUCCACAGACCAAGACCCAACAGACGAAGUCUCAGCAGACGAAGCCUCAGCAGACAAAGACUCAACAGACAAAGACUCAGCAAACAAAGACUCAACAGGUGAAGCCUCAGCAGACGGAGCCUCAGCAGGUAAAGCUCCAACAGGUGAAGCCUCAGGAAGUAAAGCCUCAGCAGGCAAAGACUCAGCUGGUGAAACCUCAGCACAUGAAGCCUCAGCUGCUGCUGGCAGAGACUCAGCUGACAAAGCCUCAGCUGGCCAAACCUCCUCUGGCGAGGCCUCAUAUGGUGAAACCGCACAUGGUGAAACCUACGAUGGCGAAGCCACAAUUGGGGAAACCUCCAACAGCGAGACUUCAAAUUGCAAAGUCUCAAAUGGCGAAGCCUCUGCAGGUGACGCACCACGCGGCAAAGCUUCAGCAGGUGAAGCCACAGCAGGUGGUGAGCAGUUAGGAGUUGAAGGUUCAGCAGGCGAGGCCUCACCACACCUUCCUCAUGACCCAAAGACUCGCAGGUCAUCACAUCUACCCACUCCUCCACACCUUCAUCAUUCUUCACCAAGAUAAGCUGCUCCUCACGUCCACCAGUGAGGACACUGGGGACACUGUCGUCUCAGAUUAACAGAGAUGAUUCUGACGUCUUCUGACAAAAAGACUAAAUCCCGUUCUU
Solea solea (common sole) is the source of this 1512-nucleotide messenger RNA. RefSeq names its product neurofilament medium polypeptide-like. Bases 172 to 1296 code for a protein of 374 amino acids. The record is from RefSeq and is a predicted model, not a curated record. The transcript has a single exon. Lineage: Eukaryota; Metazoa; Chordata; Actinopteri; Pleuronectiformes; Soleidae.